AUGCACCCGGAUCGCCAAUGGUCACCCGACACCUACGUCUCCUUCCCUGGCUCCCAAGAGUUUGAGCAGAGCACCGAGCGAUGGACCACGUUUAGUGCCCCGACCUACCGCGCUGCCAUUAGUCCCGCCACAGAGGAAGACGUGGCCAAGAUUGUAAAACUUGCGACCUGCCGCAACAUCCCUUUCCUCGCUACCUCGGGUCGUCACGGAUACACCACCACCCUCGGAGACCUUCAGAAUGGUCUAGCUAUCGACCUCAGCCAGCUCAACUCGUUCGAGCUCGACACCACGGCCGAAACGCUCACCGUUGGACCCGGCGUGACUGUGGGUGAAGUUUUCGACCCCCUAUUCAACGCCGGGUUCGACAUUCAAACCGGCAGUGCCCCUUGUCCGAGUCUCAUCGGCGUCACGCUCGGCGGCGGUGUUGGUCGGUACCAGGGUGUCUAUGGUCUGAUCGCAGAUGCGCUUGUUUCCGUGCGCAUGGUCACCGCCCACGGAGAUAUCAUCGAGGUCUCGGAGGAUUCGUACCCUGAUCUUUUCUGGGGCAUCCGCGGAGCCGGUUCCAACUUUGGCAUCAUCACCUCUGCCACCUACAAGCUUCACCCGCUGACCGAGGAUGGAGAUACCUUUAUCGCCGAGUUCAUUGUUUCAGCCGAAGGCAGCCCCGAAUACUUCCACACUUUGGAAGCGAUGCAGCCGCUGCCUGCGGAACUUUCGUCCAUUAUGCUGAUUACUUCCAAUCCCGUCACGAAUGCGACCCAAACCCUGGUGCACUGGGUUUACAAGGGACGCGAGGCCGACGCUCUCGCCGCCUUGGCGCCGAUUCUGGCGCUUGAUAUUGAAGUCACCGCCAUGAUGUCAGUUCCAUGGAACGAAAUGGUGGGAGCCGCGUUUGGCGGUGUCGUCGAAGAAAUCUGCAUCCAUAACAUCAACCGUGACCUCUACAGCUUCAACCUGAAGAACUACGCGGCAGAGACGUACGUCGAAUCGUUCAACAAGAUGCACGACUACUUCAUGGAGUACCCUGCCGGCCGCAACAGCGUGCUGCAGUUUGAAUUCUUCCCCAACCAAGCCAUGGAGGCCUUCCCCCAGAAUUAUACAGCCUUCCCCUGGAGAGAUACAACUGGAUACAUUAACUUCAACAUCAUUUAUGACGCCGCAGAGGAAGAGACGGCAGCGGCCUCUACUGCUCUCGGUCUGGAGCUCCGUGACGACCUCGUGGCUACUUCCGGGUUCCCUGAGCUCACCGUCUUCGUCAGCUACGCGCAUGGCGACGAGAAGUUGGAGCAAAUCUAUGGCGCGGACAAGCUUCCUCACUUGGCGGCGUUGAAGAAGGAGUGGGACCCGCUCGAGGUGUUCAGUUACAACAACGGCAUUCCUACCGAGUACCCAUGA
This is a messenger RNA of Sodiomyces alkalinus F11, 1395 nucleotides long. RefSeq names its product FAD-binding domain-containing protein. NCBI's taxonomy places the organism in Eukaryota, Fungi, Ascomycota, Sordariomycetes, Glomerellales, Plectosphaerellaceae. The transcript has 5 exons. The coding region runs from base 1 to 1395 and encodes 464 amino acids. Gene Ontology annotation, molecular function: oxidoreductase activity; FAD binding. The record is from RefSeq and is a predicted model, not a curated record.